Acanthoscelides obtectus is the source of this 2664-nucleotide messenger RNA. Lineage: Eukaryota; Metazoa; Arthropoda; Insecta; Coleoptera; Chrysomelidae. The record is from the annotation of a GenBank genome assembly.
GGGACCGGUUUAAACAAACGAGGCACUGUCAUGACAAAACAAAAAUGACAGUUGAAAGAAUUUCUGCACCUCCCAUGUAUGAUCCAGUUUUAACAACUACACUUUUUAGCUUUUAAAAUAAUUUAUCAAGUAGUAAAAAUGAUACUGCUGGAAAUUAACAACAGGGUAGUUGAGGAGACCUUAACAGUUAAAAUAAAAAAUGCACAAGCUAAAUUAAAAAACGAAAGCAUAGAUAUAACUGUAGCAGAUUUUGACGGAGUCCUGUAUCAUAUAUCGAACAUUAACGGCGAUAAAACAAAAAUUAGGACAAGUAUUUCAUUAAAAUUCUACAAACAGCUUCAAGAGCAUGGAGCAGAUGAGCUGCUCAAAAGAGAAUAUGGACCUUAUUUAGUAGCACCAGAGCCUGGGUAUAAUGUUUCUGUGUUAUUAGAUUUAGAAAAUAUUCCUGAAAACUGGCAGGAGUAUGUCAAGAAGCUGGGUCUACUCAAAAGGAACUGUUUUGCAUCAGUAUUUGAGAAAUACUUCGAUUUCCAAGAACGGGGAGAUGAGGGACAGAAGAGGGCUGUUAUUCCUUAUAGGGAUGAUGAAACUAUGUAUGUUGAAGCAAAAUCCGAUCGAGUAACUGUAGUAUUCUCUACCCGUUUCCGAGACGAGGAUGACGUUGUGAUCGGCAAGGUGUUCAUGCAAGAGUUUCGUGAAGGCCUGCGAGCCUCUCAUACUGCUCCGCCUGUUCUCUUCAGCCAUCGUGAGCCACCCAUCGAACUAAGGGAUACCAACGCGACGGUGGAUAACAACGUAGGAUAUGUUACUUUUGUUCUUUUUCCUAGACAUACGGCUCGUAAUACCCGUGAUAAUACAAUAAACCUGAUCCACAUGUUCCGACACUAUUUGCACUACCACAUCAAGUGUUCCAAGGCCUACAUUCAUAGCCGAAUGCGCGCAAAGACGUCCGACUUCUUGAAGGUUCUGAACAGGGCGCGACCUGAGAAUAAGUCCACAGACAAGAAGACGAUCAGUGGGAGAACAUUUAUAAGGAGAGAUUAAUAUUAAGUAAAAUAGUAAAUCGACUAAUGUUUUACUAUGUGUAAUGUUUUGAAUCAAGUCAUGCCUGUUAAAAUGACACUGUUUCAUUCUGUGCUAGGUUGUGUUUCGAAGUACCUACUCUUAAACACUAUUCAUAGCCUUUAUGACAAAUGAUAGUCAUUUUAUGUGAUUUGAGUGUAUCUUUGCCAUUUUUAUUUAUUUUUUACUUUAGUAUUCAAAAAUACAGUUAAUAAGUUAGUGAUCAACACAGGUAUUAUUGUAAUCCAUAACUGUACCUCAGAGCCAGGCUAGGUUAAGUAAAAUAAGUAGUUUUGAGAUAAUUGAAUUUGAAAUUUUUUUCUUGUGCGACUUGACAUUAGUUAAAAUGUCGUAACUUCCUUAUUACUACAGAUAGAUGGACACUGCAAGUAGCACUUGAAAAUUCACAAUAUAAUCAUAAGCUUAACAUAUUGAAGUCAUUUUUGACAAAAAAUGGACUGAUCCUUAUCUGGCUCUGGGGUACAGAUAUGCAAUAACUAUUGCAGACAAAUUUUUAGUAAAAAUGGCGAUAUUGAUCCAGUUAAUAUAAAAAUAUCGGGAAACCGAUUUCUCCCUAUCAUACAUAGAAAUCGAAUCUUCUUUCAUUCUAAUUCCACGAUCUUGCUAUUUUCCAAUGACUUCGAAAGAGAUCAGGAAACUCGGCAUAUUUUCUCCUGCUGUCACAAACAGGCAACCUGUUUCUUUGGGUAACUAGUAUGGAAUUGAACAGUCAUAUUUUAGAGUGGUUAUUAUAUUUGGUAUAUUGAAGAAUAAAGCAUGGUAAGACGUCAUGUAAACAGCUAGUUAUUUAGCUGGUUGUGUCUGUUGUAAUUUUCACUUACAAAGUAUUUUUGUGAGAUUGUUCAUGUUCAGCUACCUCAUUCCUAAUUCUGAGAUCGUUUUUGUAUUCCAUACUCGAAUAGUAUCUUACAGACAUACAAAAAACAAGCAUAUUUCUUCUAAUAACCAACCAUACAAAAAAUUGAGCAAAAAAAGAUGCUAGUAGCAAACCUUGUGAGGUUAAAUUCUUCUCAGUUGUUACGCGACAAAUGACACAAAAGUCCGUUCAUUAUUGCACCUCGUUUUUACGAAUCGAAAAUAAGUAUUUUUUCCGAUAAACGUUGAUCUGAAAAUAAGCAUUUUGCAGAAUCAUUGUUAAAGUACCUGUAUAAAAAGGAAAUGUCUACAAGAAAUCAGGCUAUAUUCACUUUGCAAGUGAAAAUUUACAAUUGUGCUUAUGUAUAAAAAUCCUUUAAACGUGCUUCCUCGGGCACUAUGAGUUGAGCACUGAGCAAAUUGUGUAUUUCAGAUAGUGUCUACAUUAUAUUAUCCUAUUUUUGCUUUAUUAUGUUUAGGAAAUGUUUUUUAUGAUAACUUGUGCUUUUUUCAUCGGUGGUAUUUUGGCUGUUCUCUCAAAACAAGAUCCAGUAAUAUUUUCAAAGUCAUGUCAAUUUACAGUGUUUUUAAAUAAUUAUACUUUCUAAGGUUUCUUAAUUUUUUUACCGUAAUUUUUGUUACAAUAAACAUUUGUACAAUAUACUUUAACAAAUGAUAUAGUAAGAGUUGUUCUCCGAUUUUAGAAAAUAAAAUGUUAUUUUAAUA